Messenger RNA from Tupaia belangeri chinensis (Chinese tree shrew), 3131 nucleotides. RefSeq names its product leucine rich repeat and Ig domain containing 2 (gene LINGO2). Gene Ontology annotation, cellular component: plasma membrane. Gene Ontology annotation, molecular function: protein binding. The record is from RefSeq and is a predicted model, not a curated record. The transcript has 5 exons. Lineage: Eukaryota; Metazoa; Chordata; Mammalia; Scandentia; Tupaiidae. The coding region runs from base 442 to 2262 and encodes 606 amino acids.
UCCUGAAGAUGUUUUCAAGAUGUAGAAUUCUUAUAUGUGAAGUAUCCCAAAUGAAAUUGGAGCAUCCAUGUUGAGAUAACUUCAUGUUGUGAAAUUGAAGAAUGCCACUGGAAAGCUACAUCAUGAGCGGCUUGGGCUUCUAAAGUGUCCAGUGGAUUUUUAAUCAGAUGAGGGUUAUGAGAAGAGACUCAGAGCAAAGCACUGCAAGUGGCCACCACCAGCAUGAGGAGCCCAAUAAUCCAAACUGGUUCAUUUCAAACAGUUGGCUUGUGGGACUCUAAGAGAUGCUGCUAUCCAUGACAUGUUGGAAUUAUCAUGAUCAACUACUCAGUUUGGAUUUCACCCAGUGGCCAAGAGCUUUGUGUGAUAGACGGCAAGGGUUGGAUUUUUAAAAAGAGUAAACCAGGCCCGUAACCAAGGUGUAGACUAAGAAGUGGAGUCAUGCUUCACACGGCCAUAUCAUGCUGGCAGCCAUUCCUGGGUCUGGCUGUGGUGUUAAUCUUCAUGGGAUCCACCAUUGGCUGCCCUGCUCGCUGUGAGUGCUCUGCCCAGAAUAAAUCCGUUAGCUGCCACCGAAGACGGUUGAUUGCCAUCCCAGAAGGCAUUCCCAUCGAGACCAAAAUCUUGGAUCUCAGUAAAAACAGACUGAAAAGCAUCAACCCUGAAGAAUUCAUAUCUUAUCCUCUGCUGGAGGAGAUAGACCUGAGUGACAACAUCAUCGCCAAUGUGGAACCAGGAGCAUUUAACAAUCUCUUUAACCUGCGUUCCCUGCGCCUGAAAGGCAACCGCCUGAAGUUGGUCCCUUUGGGGGUAUUCACUGGGCUGUCCAACCUCACCAAGCUUGACAUUAGUGAGAAUAAGAUUGUCAUUUUACUGGACUACAUGUUUCAAGAUCUGCAUAACCUAAAGUCCCUGGAGGUGGGGGACAAUGAUUUGGUUUAUAUAUCACACAGGGCCUUUAGUGGGCUGCUUAGCCUGGAGCAGCUCACCCUAGAGAAAUGCAACUUAACAGCAGUACCAACAGAAGCCCUCUCCCCCCUCCGCAGCCUCAUCAGCCUGCACCUGAAGUAUCUCAAUAUCAACAAUAUGCCCGUGUAUGCCUUUAAAAGAUUGUUCCACCUGAAACACCUGGAGAUUGAUUUUUGGCCUUUACUGGAUAUGAUGCCUGCCAAUAGUCUCUAUGGUCUCAACCUCACAUCCCUUUCAAUCACCAACACCAACUUGUCCACCGUACCUUUCCUCGCCUUUAAACACCUGGUAUACCUGACCCACCUUAACCUCUCCUACAAUCCCAUCAGCACUGUUGAGGCAGGCAUGUUCUCUGAUCUAAUCCGCCUUCAGGAGCUUCACAUAGUAGGGGCCCAGCUCCGCACCAUAGAGCCUCACUCCUUCCAAGGGCUCCGCUUCCUUCGUGUGCUCAAUGUGUCUCAGAAUCUGCUAGAAACUUUGGAAGAGAAUGUCUUCUCCUCCCCCAGGGCUUUAGAAGUCCUGAGCAUCAAUAACAACCCACUGGCCUGUGACUGCCGUCUCCUCUGGAUCCUGCAGCGACAACCCACCCUGCAGUUUGGUGGCCAACAGCCCAUGUGUGCUGGCCCAGAUACCAUUCGUGAGAGGUCAUUCAAGGAUUUCCAUAGCACUGCUCUUUCUUUUUACUUUACCUGCAAAAAACCCAAAAUCCGUGAAAAGAAGCUACAGCAUCUGCUGGUAGAUGAAGGGCAGACGGUCCAGCUCGAAUGCAAUGCUGAUGGAGACCCACAGCCUGUGAUUUCCUGGGUGACACCCCGAAGGCGUUUUAUCACCACCAAGUCCAAUGGAAGAGCCACAGUGUUGGGUGACGGCACCUUGGAAAUCCGCUUUGCCCAGGAUCAGGACAGUGGGAUGUAUGUUUGCAUCGCUAGCAAUGCUGCUGGGAAUGACACCUUCACAGCCUCCUUAACUGUGAAAGGAUUCACUUCAGACCGCUUCCUUUAUGCCAACAGGACCCCUAUGUACAUGACCGAUUCCAAUGACACCAUUUCCAAUGGCACCAAUGCCAAUACUUUUUCCCUGGACCUUAAAACAAUACUGGUGUCUACAGCCAUGGGUUGUUUCACAUUCCUGGGAGUGGUUUUAUUUUGUUUUCUCCUCCUUUUUGUGUGGAGCCGAGGGAAAGGCAAGCACAAAAACAGCAUUGACCUUGAGUAUGUGCCCCGAAAAAACAAUGGUGCUGUUGUGGAAGGGGAGGUGGCUGGACCAAGAAGGUUCAAUAUGAAAAUGAUUUGAGGGCCCACAAUUCACACUAAUGUCUCUGUGUCAUUGUUGGUAAUCAGUAAGACAGUCUGGCACAGUAAAUUACUAGGUUGAGAGGCAGCUUCAUACAGCUGCCCUAUGUCAACGCAGGGUCCGUGGAAGCAGGAGGACUUCUUAUGGAGACUUUCCAACUACAGGCAGGCAGGCAUGUGUCAGAGCCCUUCACACAGUGGGAUACUAAUUGUUUGCAUUGCAAAUAUUGGCAUUCUGGGGAUCUCAGUAACGAACCUUUGGCUCAUGCUCAUGGACAAUUCAGCAUUUUCUACCACAGGAAAAAAAAAAAAAAGAAAAAAUACAAAAGAACAACCUACAAUGUAGGAUUUACAUAUUAAAGACACAUUUGUCUAAAACACACUCUACAGAAAAAUUUGUAUCUAUGGUUAUCAUUUGUUAAAGCCUUGCAUCAUACCAUAUUGUUGGUUCAGUACCACGAAAAGAUCAAUAUAUUCUUUAUAUUUUCUUUCUCUUUUUUUUGAAACAUAUAUGCUGUAUAUGUUUUAAAGCAAUAUGAAUGAGAGGUUGUGCUUUUAGUUACUCACUACUGUAGAUCUAAGUGUGAUUUCACCUUCCUUUACCUAAAGAUCAACCCAAGACUAGAUCCCUGGAGUUAUGGCAGAGAUAUGUUGAGAGAUGCAUUUGUCUGAUGUAGGAUGCCAAGAAACAGGACCCAAGGCAAAACUGCUCAACUCUGUUAACUUCUGUUACUAUAAAUAAAGGCAUGUGCCUAGUUUUGAUACAGAAUGGAAUAUUUUUUAUACUUGUAAUAUCACACUUGACCAGUUUACUGUAACAAAGCCCUUGGUUUCUCCAGAAGGUGGUAGAUGUACUAGAUGUACCUGUAA